Cooperia oncophora is the source of this 1677-nucleotide messenger RNA. The record is from the annotation of a GenBank genome assembly. Lineage: Eukaryota; Metazoa; Nematoda; Chromadorea; Rhabditida; Trichostrongylidae.
AUGGAUGCGACCACCAUCCUGACCAUGUUUAGAGAAAUUAUGGACGAACAGAAGAAUGUUAUCGCCAAUGUUAUGAACGAACAGAAGAAUGUUAUCGCCAAACUGCUAGAUCGCAUUCCAGAACGCGGACAGGGAGAUUGCAAUACGACGGAGCACAUAGCACUCCCAAACUUGAUGGCAGCGUUGAGCAACCGCAUCGAAAAGUUUGUGUUCGACCCGGAUGCCGACAUGAUUUUCUCCAAAUGGUUUUCAAGAUACAAGGAUGUGUUUAACGAAGACGCAAAGCAGCUUUCUGAAAAUACCAAAGUCAGAUUGCUCUGCGAAAAACUGGAUCCUGUAUCUUCGAUGAAGUACCAGAGACAUCGUCUGCCAAGAGAUUGGCACGGAAUCGCCUUCAAGAGAGACAGUAGUGCCCAAACCGAUGCGCCGCGAACUAUGAAACUUAGUGGCAAGCCCCGUACCGUCCAUGAAGCCGGAAUGGAAAAUAAAUGUUGGACUUCGAUGAAGGCAACCAUUGGUGCUAGUGGAUGCCAAGCGAAACCUUGGUUCUGCAAGAAGUGCAGGAAGGUCGCUCACAAGGAAAGGUUUUGUGACACUUUACGACAAAAGAAGACUGCGAGUCGCACAGAGGCGACGCAGAAAACUCAGCAUACUAAAGAGAAGUUCUCGAGGAACAGAAACAACAGAGGUCCGAGAAGGCAAGUACGAAUCGUCAAGAUUGCAAAUGCAGCAGUUCAGGCAAACUCUUCCCGUGUGUACAUCGACGCCGUAGUGAACAACUACUCUGUCAAAUUCCUUCUCGAUACUGGAUCAGACAUCACAUUACUGCAACGAGAGAGAUUUUGGAAAAAGAUAUAUGGAAAGCUUAAAUGCAAGAUUACCAUGAAAGGUGUCACUACUGAAGGAGACGCCUAUGUGACGCCGCACAGCUCACUUUUAGGUCUCGAAUGGAUUCGAGCAAAUGAGAAUUUGAUGCACCACAUAGAAAUGAUGGCUGAAGAAGUGAAGGCCAACUGUAACCCCAGACGUGAAGAAGAGGUGAAGAAAACAUUCCUGGAUGUUUUCGAAGAAGGUGUAGGACGCUGCACCAAGGAAGAAGUCAAUACGUUGAAGAGAGGAUUUAGAAAUCUCAAAGGGGAAGAGAAACCGUCAGAAGACAAGUUCAAUGUUAUAUUGCAAGCACACCGAACCACCCCACACAGAUGUCUUGAGGACAGAACAGAAUCAUCGACAGGGAUGGACGCCGAAGAAAAUCGAAGGAAGAUGAAGCAAGAAUACGCUAGGAGGAACGGUUCCAUUUCGAAGGAAUUCCAUAAGGGAUACGACUGUACGCAGAUGUGGAAAGCCCCACACUCCACAUGGAAGCAAGGAGUUGUCGCAAAACGCCUUGGGAAGGUCAACUAUGAGGUCCCCGUGGAAGGAAGACUGAUGCGGAAACACGCAAACCAAUUACGGCACAGCAACACAAGGACAAGCUGGAAUCGUGUAGACAAAUCGUUGAAAACCCUGCUCGACAUGUUAGAAGUGGACGACAAUUGGCUAAAAAGCAACGACGAUACUGCUAGUGACUUGGACGUCAACACCGCUCUACCGUGCUCUCCAGAACUAUCAAUGCGACGAUCGACUAGAAUACGAAGACUAAGUGAAAACGAUAUGGCAUUGAUGUCUAGAUUCUAA